Messenger RNA from Trichophyton verrucosum HKI 0517, 480 nucleotides. RefSeq lists its product as uncharacterized. The record is from RefSeq and is a predicted model, not a curated record. Lineage: Eukaryota; Fungi; Ascomycota; Eurotiomycetes; Onygenales; Arthrodermataceae. The transcript is spliced from 3 exons. Gene Ontology annotation, biological process: carbohydrate metabolic process; purine ribonucleoside salvage. Bases 1 to 480 code for a protein of 159 amino acids. Gene Ontology annotation, molecular function: phosphopentomutase activity.
AUGGAACCACUUGAUACCCUCAUCCAGCGGUGGUUAGAAUGGGACCAGGACCCUUCCACUCGCGGGGAGAUCGAGAAGCUCCUGGCAGACAAAGAUGAUGCCGGCCUAGAGAAGCGCCUACGAGAGCGCAUUCAGUUUGGGACUGCUGGCCUACGGGGUAGGAUGCAAGCCGGUUUCUCAUGCAUGAAUUCUCUUACCGUCAUUCAGGCAUCCCAGGGGCUGGCCAAGUUUAUCAAAACAACCCACAAAGGCACAGAACAGCCGUCAGUGGUGAUUGGCCGUGAUGCUCGACACAACUCUCAGAAGUUCGCCUUCCUUGCAGCAAACGCCUUUGAAGCCGAGGGUAUACAUGUGUGGUGGUAUGAUGGUGUUAAUCCAACCCCGUUUGUGCCCUUUGCUGUUCUGCUGAAGAAGGCAGAUGCCGGAGUCAUGGUUACAGCUAGUCAUGUAAGUUCUGCGUCGCCAAUGCUGGAAGUGUGA